AUGGCUCUGAACAGCGAAGUGAUGUUCCGAGAGCAAAUCAAUGCAAUGGUAACUUUUUUUUAGUAUCCCGUUCAACCGCUGCUUUUUCAGCGUUCGCAGGCCGGCCGAAAGCGCGCCACUUCGCUUCAAAGCUUCUGCUCGGGAAACAACGACGAUUCGUCGACGGAGAGCAUCGAUGACCUGUAAGUCGAGUGCCAAAAGCGACUUACAAAAUACAAAACGUUUUCAGGGAGUUGAUGGUAGAUUACCCGCAACAGAAAGGAGUCAGUCGUAUGAGAACUCGGUUCAACAGCGACACGACGCUCAGCAAGAGCUUUCGGAAGAAAGUAAAGAAGCUCGCGCAGAAAGAUAGGUCGGUCGGGAACAGAUGUUAAGAAAUUAUUUAAUUCGAUUGCAGACGGUCCAAGCAGCGAGUUAACGACGAUUAUUCCGGAGAAGACGAGAUCGAAGUUGCCCGUGGAGCUCCGACUACCUACGCGGCUCCGUCGAAAUUGCGUAAAUCGAAGGCUCUCGACUGUCUGGUGUCCGAAAAACAGAAAAACGACGGUGGAGAAGUCGGAGGAGUUGCGGAGAUUGAUGUGGCCAAAGGACACUUCUAUAAUGUGCGCAUGAAAGUGUUCGCCGCGAGAACCGCAAUGCAAAUGGAGCCGGCUCUCGUGUUGAAGGCGAAGAAGGCGUUAGAAACGAAAAAUGCCGUUUUGGUAUUGUAGCGUCCUUUUCUUUAAUUGAAAUAAUUUUUCAGGGAUCUCAUCAGUCUCCCGGUGCUUUUUCUCUUCAUGCUGCUUACAAAAUCGCGUCAACUCCUGACUCUCGUAUCGGGUCAGUCACUCAGAGCAGCAAAAAGAUUACGAAAGAAGCGAUGGCCAAUCUGAUUCGCACCAGUUACGACGACACCGAAAUCACGCAGGAACUGUUGUUCUCUUCGAAAUUUGACACGAAAUGGAAGGGACGCUACACUGACAUCUACAUCCGCCGCGAUGAAAACGGCAGAAAACCGAAGCGUCCAGUAAAUGGACAGGGCUGGGUGAUGCCGUUGAAAAGCAUCUGUGACAAGUUCGGCAUCAACCCCACGUUCUUCACUGAUCAUCGGGUGGAUCUUCAGUCGGCCAGAGAUCAAGUCCUUUUGAUGCGUCUUUUGUCAAAAGAUCAGACUAGCACGUGGAUCUCGGAGAUUCAUCCGGAUGCUGUCAAGAAUGAGACAAUGGGCGAAUACUUGCUGCACGACCUGGAUGCGUCAACUAUGCAGAAACGAGUGCAAGCGUUCAAAGCGAACGUUCUGGCUGACAGAGAUCGUGUGCGAGUUGCUGGGCAGUGUAUGUGUAGCUCUUUUUAAAUUUGUAAUGUGCUGUUUCAGUCUACAAUAAUAUCCGUAUCGGUAAGCGGAUGUUCGGAACAGCAAGAAAAGCCAAGUACAUGUCGACGAUUAUCGGAGGGAUGGAGCGUCGCUUUGAAAUCUUGGAAAACUCUGUCAAUCACAUUCCAUUCACUCACAGAGCUUCCGAUUCCAAUCAGGACAAGUGCCGUAAUUCGCGUGUUCACUGCAAAGACUCCACCCGAAUCACCUUGGAAUAUCCUCGGGAUGAAACGCUCGGCGACUUUAUUCACGCAAAUCGCAUCAGCGGGAAGCCACUCUUCAACGAAUUCAUUCUGACUCAAGCGCCGAUGGCGAACACUGUCAACGACUUUUGGCGGAUGAUCUGGCAGGAGGAGGUGCCUUACAUCGUGAUGCUCAUCAGCCGGAAGGAGCCAGAGAGGUGUGCUCACUAUUGGCCGAGAACUCCUUCCGAUCCGGCUGUCACGGUUUCUGGCGGCAUCCGAGUUGAGAAUUUCGGAGUCUAUCAAGCGGCAGAUCCCCUUUUCCGUGUGACACACCUUCGUCUUAUCGGCCCGAAUCGGGAGGAACGCCACGUCGAACAUUGGCAAGGAGACGUCAACAACUCGUCGAAUAUGUACUCUCCGCUAAACAUUCUCCGUCUGCUUAGAAAUACUUCGAAGCCGGUGGUUGUCCAUGAUCAUUUGGGAGUCUCUCGUGCGGCGUGCCUCGUUGCUGCCGAAAUUGCCAUUUGCAGUUUGCUCCGGGGACCCACUUACAAGGUAUUUGUUGACUGCUUUUCACACACCUUUUUUUGCUUUUUCAGUACCCCGUGCAGCGUGCAGUUCAAUUCCUCCGUCAACGUCGUGCGUUCAGCAUCGAAACUCCGAUGCAGUACGUGUUUGUCCAUCGCCUCGUCGCCUUUUUCUUCCGCGACGUCAUCGGCAGCGCCAAAGAGCUCGACAUUGACUACGAACGGUGGCUGCAGGAACGCUCGGAACGCAUGUUCCUCGACGACAUCAACGGCCCGAUCCCCGGAUAUCGCUUGCUGUCACCAAAGGCCGACCCGGACCUAGUUCGUAUGGUCGGAAGACCGGAAAGACCCAAUUACAGACGGUAGGAAUGUUUAACUUUUGUCAACCAUCAUCAUUCGCUUUUAGUGAGGCCCCGGACUGCGUCGGAGAGAUGCCGAACAAGGUGAACAACGUCGACGGAAUUCUUUCGCCGGCGAAGAGCGUCUUCGAAUUCUAG
Caenorhabditis sp. 36 PRJEB53466 is the source of this 2563-nucleotide messenger RNA. Lineage: Eukaryota; Metazoa; Nematoda; Chromadorea; Rhabditida; Rhabditidae. The record is from the annotation of a GenBank genome assembly.